AGCCCCCACCUUGGAGCCCGAGGGAGGAGAAAGCGGCAGUCGCUGGAGCCUGAUCAACGUUCUAACAGCAGAACAAUCAUGGAGGUGGUGCCAGCCGAGGUGAAUAGUUUGCUUCCAGAGGAGAUAAUGGACACUGGUAUAACGUUAGUGGAUGAUGAUAGUAUUGAGGCUGUUAUUGUUUCAUCCCCAAUUCCCAUGGAGACAGAACUGGAAGAAAUUGUCAACAUAAAUUCUACUUGUGACUCUACAGCCACGCCCAUUUCCACGGAACCAGUUACAGUAUACAGUAACCACACUAACCAAGUUGCAGUGAAUACCACAAGUACUAAAGCAGAUUCUAAUACCACAGUGAAACCAGCUUUUCCAAGUGGCCUUCACAAACUUGGUGCUCAGACUCCUGUGACUAUAUCAACCAAUCAGAUCAUUCUAAACAAAGUAUCACAGACAUCUGAUCUUAAACUUGGCAAUCAGACCCUUAAACCAGAUGGACAGAAGUUAAUUUUAACAACUUUGGGCAAGUCUGGUUCACCAAUUGUUUUAGCACUACCCCAUAGCCAACUACCCCAGGCUCAGAAAGUUUCAACUCAGGCCCAGUCAGGAGAUGCAAAGUUACCACCACAACAAAUUAAAGUAGUUACCAUUGGAGGGAGGCCCGAGGUGAAACCCGCCAUUGGUGUAUCAGCAUUGACCCCGGGAAGUCAACUAAUCAGUGCUACAACUCAGCCCUCUGUGGUACAGACCCAACAGUUAAAAACAGUACAGAUUGCUAAGAAGCCUCGAACACCAACCUCUGGUCCAGUAAUCACGAAGCUGAUCUUUGCAAAACCAAUUAAUAGUAAAGCAGUUACGGGACAGACAACUCAAGGAUCGCCACCAGUCAUUACAGGUAGGGUUCUUUCACAGUCUACUCCUGGGACUCCAUCCAAGACCAUAACAAUAUCUGAAAGUGGUGUUAUUGGAUCAAGUUUAAAUUCUACAACACAGACACCAAAUAAAAUAGCCAUCUCACCUUUGAAAUCACCAAAUAAGGCAGUGAAAUCAGCCGUGCAGACCAUCACUGUUGGAGGCGUGAGCACAUCACAGUUUAAGACAAUUAUUCCGCUGGCAACGGCUCCCAAUGUCCAGCAGAUUCAAGUGCCUGGAAGCAAGUUUCAUUACGUCCGACUGGUUACUGCCACCACAGCCAGUAGCUCGACCCAGCCAGUCAGUCAGAACCCCAGUACAAACACGCAGCCUCUUCAGCAAGCAAAGCCAGUGGUGGUUAAUGCAACCCCGGUGCGGAUGUCAGUUCCAAUUGUCACAGCGCAGACGGUCAAACAAGUGGUUCCCAAACCAAUCAAUCCCACUUCACAAAUAGUUACUACUAGCCAACCACAACAACGGCUUAUCAUGCCUGCCACACCACUGCCGCAAAUCCAGCCGAACCUCACUAACCUCCCUCCAGGCACUGUCUUGGCACCAGCUCCAGGAACCGGGAAUGUGGGUUAUGCAGUACUUCCAGCUCAGUAUGUUACUCAGCUCCAGCAGUCUUCAUAUGUGUCUAUAGCAAGCAACUCCAACUUUACGGGAACUCCUGGUAUUCAGACACAGGCAAGACUUCCAUUCAAUGGUGCUAUUAAAUGCAUUUCUAGCGUCGAUGAUGCUAACAAUAACUUUUUACCUUAUACCAUUUUGUAUUCCAGAUAUUGUGAUUGCUUUGCAAAUGGUGAAUUUUGUAACAACUGCAAUUGUACUAACUGUUAUAACAAUUUGGAACACGAAAAUGAAAGGCAAAAAGCAAUAAAGGCAUGCCUUGACAGAAAUCCAGAAGCCUUUAAACCUAAAAUAGGAAAAGGAAAGGAAGGGGAAUCAGACCGACGUCACAGCAAAGGAUGUAACUGCAAACGAUCAGGAUGUCUUAAAAACUACUGUGAAUGCUAUGAGGCAAAGAUAAUGUGUUCCUCGAUAUGCAAAUGUAUUGGUUGUAAGAAUUUUGAAGAAAGCCCAGAAAGAAAGACUUUGAUGCACUUGGCAGAUGCGGCUGAAGUAAGGGUACAACAGCAAACAGCAGCGAAGACCAAGUUAUCGUCACAGAUUUCCGACUUGCUUACGAGGCCGGCCCCAGCUUUGAAUAGUGGAGGAGGAAAAUUGCCAUUUACAUUUGUAACUAAGGAGGUAGCAGAAGCCACGUGUAAUUGCCUCCUCGCGCAGGCAGAACAGGCAGACAAGAAGGGGAAGUCAAAGGCAGCAGCUGAACGGAUGAUACUUGAGGAAUUUGGAAGGUGUUUGAUGAGUGUCAUCAACUCUGCUGGAAAAGCAAAAAGUGACCCUUGUGCCAUGAAUUGUUAACUCUUGCACAAAAGACAGAUAAAUGGAACUGUACAGAAAAUUUAAGGUGCCGGGACAUUUGAUUUUCUGGAAGAUUAACAAUUACUGUAUUGUUAAUUCAGUCCUGGAUUUAUAAUAUUGACAGAGAAGAAAUUUUAAAUGAGAAUUAGUACAUUUUUAAUCUUGGUUAAAUCUGCUUAUGCCCCAUCUAAAUGGAAGUUUUUCUUAUUGUAUUAUAGAGAUUUUUAAUUUGCUUGGGUUUUCUGAGAAUUAGAUGUUAUAUAAUUCUGAUUCUAUUGACAAAACAUUUAUAAAUUAUUAUGAUAUGAUUUCUAAUGGAUGGUGUUGUAUGACUUUGUUCUGGUAGAAGUCAAAGAACAUUGGUAGUACCCAAUUGUUCUUUGAUACAAAACCUACAAUACAAACAGGUCGAAUGUUUAUGAAGCAUAUUCAAUGGACAUUUUAUGUUUAGAAAAGCACUACCUUUUAAAGAAAACCAGGCUUUUUAGGGAGGAUUCUGGGAUAAUAUCCCACUUAGGGACAGUCAGAAGGGGAACUAGCCCACAGGCACACUUUAAAAAUAACAUUUUGCUUUCAAACAAACAAACACAUAAAGAAUUAAGGACUGUAAACGAAAUCCCCGAGACUGGGUCAUACUUUUCUAUAGUAAGGGGCUAACAAGUUCUCUGGGAAGACUCCAUUUCUUUCAGAGAGGCAGUAUGUGUUUGCAGCCAGUGAAUACUGGGUACCACUAAGAUGUGCAUCUGAAUAGAAGUAAACAUGACUGUCUUUUAGUGAUAAUAUAGAAUCCCACAUAAUUAUCAGGUAUAAAAUUUGUCUUGGAUGGAGAUAUAAAGAAUAUUGAAUUGUAAGAUGGUGAAUUGAAGGAUUUUUCAUUUAUCGAAAAACUUCUUAUAGACUUUUUAACUAAGGUUUCGAAUCAAUAUGUGACUCUUGCAUGAUUUACUCCAAUGGGUCUCCUAACAAAGCUUUCAAAAUCAUAGUGGGAUUACUUCUUAUAAAGAGAGUUUUAAAUAUGGCAUUAUUUAUAACCAGGUCUUUGGUAAACUGAAAAAUGGCUGUUUUCAUAUGAUUACUAAAAGAGCUCGAAUCAUUCUCGGUAAUUCAAAAGUUUUAUGAAUUUAAGAGCCUGCUGCAAAAGACUCUUAUUUUUCUUGACAAAGAAAAACCAUGUUGGAAUUCAGGCAUUUUAUUAGGUACCACAUCCUUAGUAAUUACUAGUGUACAUUUCCUAAAAGGAAUCUGUAAUUGUAUGUAUUAAAAGUGUGUAUAUAUGUUCAUAUGAACACACGAGUUGUAGACAAUAGAAAUUAACUCAAAAGAGGAUUCCGUUAUUAAAGUCGUUUCCUUUUGAAAUUUGGAUUUUAAAAUUAUCAUAAGUGUAAUGUAGAUAGUGCAGAUAUUCUUAACACCUCAAUCUAGUGUGUCUAAUAUUUGUAUAAAUGUAAACUAGUGUAAGAGGGUAAAAUAAUAUCUAAUCACGUUAUUUUUCAAAAAAUUGCAAUACCUUUUUGGUCUAAACCGAAACUUCUUUGUUCAUACUUUGUAAAUAUUCUGUGUUUAAUUCUAAUUGCACCUUUGUGAUGUGUAUUUAUAUACAGUGUGCAGAAAAUGUUUGUGAAACUUGGAUUACAAUUGUAGAUGAUGUAUGAUGGCAUUGCUUGACAAUGUUUUGCCUGUAAAAAUUUGAGGGUGCAAUCAAGUGCUACUAGUUUUUCUGAUUUUCAAGAAGCUAUCUAAAGUAUUAAGCUUUUUCCCUUCCUGUGUAGUACUUACUAAACAACUUCUUUUUGUAUUUAGGCAUUUGCAUCAAAUUGCUGAACAAGAUUAAUAGCCACCUUCAACAAUUUUAAAAGACUAUUUUGGGGUGGGGAGUCAGUUGGGUAUAUAAUUUUUUAGCUCUAUUUACAUCCCAAAGUAGAAAGAUUAUAUUUACUAGAGCUAUUCAAAGAAUACACUUUUCUAUAUUGUAAUAACAGGACAGCAAAGUAAAUCUAAGGAAAAUAAACAUUUAUACUAUUCUGUAAAAAAAAAAAGGUUUUGCAUUUUUUCUUUAGUUUGAUACACCACAUUUAACAUGCAAGAAACCUUUUCAAAGAUCUGAUUCUCAAGUAUAUUGGACAGUAUACAUGAAAGCACACAAAUGAAAAAUACCAUUUUGCUGAGUCUCAUUGACAGGUUGUUUCAAAUGAGCACAUUCCUUCUGUGCUUUAGUCCUUGGUUAGGGCAGUUCAGCCUCCUGUUCUUUUACUGCCGUCGUUUACUGUCGUUUUACUGUCCUUUUAUGAUAUUCUUACGAUGAGCACCUUUCCUACUUUCCUUUGCUCGGAUCAAUGAACGAUCUGUAAAAUGGAGCCCUAAUUUUAUAGGUAAACAAACAAGCAGAGCAGCAACUUUGGGGACAUGUGAUGAUUCGGAGGGUGGGGUGGGGAGAGUGGCAGUGGCACCGAUUGAGCUUCACAUUCUUUGAAUAUGGACAACUGACGUUUUCUCAGUCUUAUGUAAAACAUAAAUAAAAACCCUUUAGAAAAGCUUCCUAUUUUUAU
Molecule: messenger RNA, 4874 nt
Organism: Echinops telfairi (small Madagascar hedgehog)
Lineage: Eukaryota; Metazoa; Chordata; Mammalia; Afrosoricida; Tenrecidae
Gene: LIN54
Product: lin-54 DREAM MuvB core complex component
Exons: 12
Coding region: 79-2328 (749 amino acids)
Biological process (GO): regulation of DNA-templated transcription
Cellular component (GO): nucleus
Source: RefSeq, a predicted model, not a curated record